CGCAGUACUCGCACAUUGCGAUGGCUCCCAAAAAGGAUAAGGCUCAUCCACCAUCUUCCAAGCUGGCAAAAUCCGGUGGCGGCAAGCAGAAGAAGAAGAAGAAGAAGAAGUGGAGCAAGGGAAAGCAAAAGGAGAAGGUGAACAACAUGGUGUUGUUCGAUAAGUCGACCUACGAAAAAUUGCUCACUGAGGCACCUAAGUAUAAACUUAUCACUCCUUCUGUUCUCUCCGGUCGUCUCAGGAUCAGUGGAUCAUUAGCAAGGAAAGCAAUCAGGGAGCUGAUGGCUAGAGGUUUGAUCAGAAGGGUUUCGGCUCAUGCAAGCCAACAGAUAUACACGAGGGCCACAAACACCUAAGUAUCUUACCCUCUACUGUAGUAUGGGCUUGGAUUGGAUUUUAUCUAAUUGGAACUAUGUUCUUUUUAGCUUUAAUUUUGC
This is a messenger RNA of Salvia miltiorrhiza (redroot sage), 437 nucleotides long. Its product is annotated as 40S ribosomal protein S25-like. Gene Ontology annotation, cellular component: cytosolic small ribosomal subunit. The record is from RefSeq and is a predicted model, not a curated record. The transcript has a single exon. Gene Ontology annotation, molecular function: structural constituent of ribosome. Lineage: Eukaryota; Viridiplantae; Streptophyta; Magnoliopsida; Lamiales; Lamiaceae. Bases 21 to 356 code for a protein of 111 amino acids.